Acanthamoeba castellanii str. Neff is the source of this 1224-nucleotide messenger RNA. Its product is annotated as calcium/calmodulindependent protein kinase. Gene Ontology annotation, biological process: protein phosphorylation. Lineage: Eukaryota; Discosea; Longamoebia; Acanthamoebidae. The record is from RefSeq and is a predicted model, not a curated record. Gene Ontology annotation, molecular function: ATP binding; protein kinase activity. The transcript has 8 exons. Bases 1 to 1224 code for a protein of 407 amino acids.
AUGGGGGGCUGCAAGUCGAUACCCCAGGGUCCCGGCGACCGUCCACGAAGCAAGAGCAAGCGCCGCGGUAGCAGCAAUGCUGGGAACAGCAACGGCGACAGCGGAGACAGCAUCUCACCCGCCUCCACCUCAGAUCACAACAACAACCACAACAACAAUGGCAGCAGGAUCAAGGAGGGAUCGCUGAAGAAGCAACACGGGGCGGGCGCUGGUGAAGACGGAGGAGGCGGAGGGGGCGAGGCUUCGGGAAAGGGCUCGCGUAGGGCGACGACCACCGGCGCGGGAAAAGGGUCGGGGCGGAAGGGGACCACCGAGCUCGAGGAGGAGAAGAAGGCCAUCUCGGACAACGUGCGUGGCGGCCAGUUCCUCGACUACUACUUCGUCGGCCCUGAGAUCGGAAGGGGCGGGUAUUCGACGGUGUACGAGGUGACAUCGAAGGCCACCAACGAACGAUGUGCGGUGAAGUGCAUCGAAAAGAGGAUUCUGGAGAAGGGACGCAACAUCAAACUCCUCAGGAGAUAUUCGAAGGACGACAAGUGGUUCUACAUGGUGAUGGAGUACAUGCAAGGCGGCGAGCUCUUCGAGAAGAUCGUGCAGCGCGGCCGCUACUCCGAACGCGACGCCGCGCAGAUCUUCAAACAGAUCGUAUCCGGCGUGCAGUACCUCCACGACAAGGGCAUCGCCCAUCGAGAUCUGAAACCCGAGAAUGUGCUGUCGGCGGACAACGGCGACGGCGAUGAGAAGAUCAAGAUCGCCGACUUUGGGUUCUCGAAGGCGUUCGACGAGAGCACCCUCCGCACCAGCUGCGGGUCGCCCAACUACGUCGCACCUGAAAUUUUGACGGAGGACCACUACGACAAGAGCGUGGACAUCUGGAGUCUUGGGGUCAUCCUGUACAUACUACUCUGUGGGUAUCCGCCCUUCUACGCCAAGACCAACCCGGAGCUGUUCAAGAAGAUUAUGGCCUGCCGGUACGACUUUGACGACAAGAGGUGGCUCACCAUCUCCGAAUCCGCCAAGGACCUCAUCGGCAAGCUGCUGGUGCGGGACCCGGAGCAACGCCCCGCGGCGCAGCAGAUUUUGAUGCACCCCUGGAUCACCACCGCCGAACUGAUGGACGGCCUCGAGAGCUCCAGCAUCGAUCUUGUGAAACUGGCUGAGUACAACGUCAAGAGGAAGGAGGAAAAGGCCGAGCUGGUGAACGUUCUAUCCGCUCCAAUUUGA